Molecule: messenger RNA, 1905 nt
Organism: Entamoeba invadens IP1
Lineage: Eukaryota; Evosea; Mastigamoebida; Endamoebidae
Exons: 1
Coding region: 1-1905 (634 amino acids)
Biological process (GO): post-translational protein targeting to endoplasmic reticulum membrane; SRP-dependent cotranslational protein targeting to membrane
Cellular component (GO): Sec62/Sec63 complex
Molecular function (GO): RNA binding; transmembrane protein transporter activity
Source: RefSeq, a predicted model, not a curated record
AUGGACUCCGACACCCAAUUUGAAUUUGAUGAUCAAAUGUCGUUAGUCUUUAUCAGUUCACUAUUAUGCAUAGGGUUACUCCUAUUGCUGCUAAUCUUCCUUCGUCGGCGUUAUCGGACAACGCCAUCCUUUCCAUGUGAAUGUUCUUUAUGUUGUGAGAAGCAUUUCCGUUCCUCUUUGCGUCGCAAGAAGUACACUAAACUUGAUGUCAUCCUUCUUUUUCUUAUUGUGCUCUUCUCUUCCCUUUUUGCGUUCAACGUGUUAUACAUUUCACGCGCGGAAGUACCUUCCCCUCCAGAGAAAUUUGACCCCUAUCACAUAUUAAGUGUCACACGGGGGUCCAGCGAGAAGGACAUUCGUGCGGCUUACCGGCGCUUGUCUCUGAAGUACCAUCCCGACAAGAACAAGUUGGAGAGUGCAAAGGAGAACUUCAUUUUAGUGACACGGGCGUAUGAGGUCUUGACCACACCAAGUAAAUUAAGAGCGUGGGAGGAGACCGGGCGAGACGAAGAAGACCACGGCGUCACUUUUGGGAUAGGCAUGCCGUCCUUUUUGAAUGGGCGGAAGAACAAGACUUUCGUCUUGGCCUUUUAUGGUAUUGUUGUGGUGUUAUUGAUACCUCUUGGUGUGUUUCUCUUAUAUUCAAAAUGUGGAGGAAAGUCCCGCGGACGCGCUGAAUAUGCCACAAAUGCCGCAGUGUCGCGUAUAAUGCGGGAACAGAUGACUUUAAUGAAGGUCGUUGAAUUAUUGAGUUUUUCAACGGAAUUUGCAGAUCUUGAAAUUGAACAAAGGGACACAACGGACCUUCCUUUAUUAGUUCAAAAGAUCAAAAGUCAAUUUCGAGUUGAGCAAAAGGACUUUUUGCCAGUGCCAAUGAAGAUUCAAACGUUAAUUGGCGCUCAUCUGUCAAGACUUCAUAAUGAAAUGCCUCAAUACUUAAGAGAUGAGUUAGACUAUAUAAUAGAGAAGGCGCCAAAUGUGUUAAAUAAGUUGGUUUAUAUAAUGAUUUCUAAAGGGAAUAUGGAAGGAGUCUGGUCCACUUUAAAGGUCAAUCAAAUGAUCACGCAGGCAACUGAUAACGAAAACGAGCAGAUUCCAGAUAUCGACAAUAACAAAGAGAAUACUACUGAUAUAUUCAAAUUCGAGGAGUUUGUGCAGUUGAGCGAAAAUGAAAGAACCGCAUUUGUGCAAAAGAACUAUAAAAUAAACUAUAAAUUACCAGUAAAUUAUAGUUUAAAAUUCUUUCGAUAUUUUCCGAGUUCAGUUGAGUUUGUGGUACAGGCGAUGAGCGCGACGAUGAACCAAAAAGUAGCGAGGGGAGUCCCGUUGAUGGUUUUAAUCAACGCGUAUCGAUAUCCACGCGAAAACACGGGCGAGUUGAGUGGGCGUUUUAAAGACAAAUUUUCGAACAUUUUUGAGAGUGAGGGGGGUGAACGUGAAAAUCAAAACGAAGACGUUGACGAUCAACAGAAAAUCAAUGAACACAACGAGAAGGUCUUUUUCGAUGACAAUAAACACGAAAUAAAAGAGGACGUGUAUGUACAUAAUCCACUGUGUCCAAAUGAAAGACUCGAAAGGUGGUGGUACAUUUUGACAGAUGCUAGUGACAGCUACGUAAUCACCGCGACGUGCGGGUUCAUUCAAAUUUCAGACAGACCAACGGUCAUAAAAAUCUAUGCAAAGAACCCGAAUGGGGUUGGGAAAUAUCACGUGAAUUUGCACUGCAUUUGUGACGCUUAUAUUAACUGUGAGAAAACUUUCCAUCUCGAUUUUGAUGUUGUGGAAAGAACUUUUGAAGACGAAAAUGAAGUGAGCGAUGCGAGUGAAGAAGAAAUGAACGGAGAAGAACAAAAGAGUGACAACGAAGAAAACGAAAGGGAGAGUGUAACAAAUGAAGAAAAUUAA